Rosa rugosa (rugosa rose) is the source of this 764-nucleotide messenger RNA. RefSeq lists its product as uncharacterized. The coding region runs from base 43 to 576 and encodes 177 amino acids. The transcript is spliced from 4 exons. Gene Ontology annotation, cellular component: nucleus. Gene Ontology annotation, molecular function: RNA binding; translation initiation factor activity. Gene Ontology annotation, biological process: translational initiation. NCBI's taxonomy places the organism in Eukaryota, Viridiplantae, Streptophyta, Magnoliopsida, Rosales, Rosaceae. The record is from RefSeq and is a predicted model, not a curated record.
UUAUUCUUAGGGUUUUAGAUUUCCCCAAAUCUGAGAGAAGCAAUGAAAGGAGGAAGGAAGAAUCUGAAGAGGGCUGUGGAGGAACAGAGCUUAACCCUCAGCGAUGGCCACUCUAUAAUGCAAGUGCUUUCUCUACGUGGUUCCAAUCUCAUUGAGGUAAUGGAUGCACAAGGAGAGAAAUCUUUGGCAUUGUUUCCGGCUAAGUUUUCGAAGAGCAUGUGGAUAAAAAGAGGGAGUUUUGUUGUGGUUGAUGCAAGUGAAAAGGACAAGGUUCUUGAAUCAGGCGGCAAAGUGGCAUGUAUUGUUUCCCAAGUUCUGUUUUUCGAACAAGUUCGUGCACUUCGGAAAUCACCAGAUUGGCCCGAAAUCUUCAAAUCCACUGUUUCGGAUGAGCCAUGUGGAAGUUUGAAGGGACACACCUCUAAACAAGAAGAGAAUGACAAUGACAAUGAGGAUGACUCUAGCGAUGAUGAUGGACUUCCUCCAUUAGAAGCCAACAUGAACAGGAUGAGACCAUCUGAAUGGCAAUCAGAGGCAGAAUCAGAUUCGGAUACAGAUUCAGGACCUGAUUCUUGAAUUACUGUAGUAGACAAAUGGAAAGAACAGAUUCAAAUCUUGUGGCCCCAAUUUUUGUUGAAAUUACUGUUUUUUUUUGAAGGGGUGUUGAAAUGACUGUAUUUACUCAAAGUCAUGUACUAAAGAUACUAACACAGCUGAUAGCACAUGACAUAUAUAUAUCCAUGCAUCACCUUUUAUGUAUUGUC